AUGCUCAACACGUACCCUCUCCUUGAGCGUGUCGCUGCACGCGCUCGCGCAGCUCCUGACGCCACGGCAAUCACCGACGCUAUUAACGGCAUUGAUGCGAGCUACGCGCGACUGGCGGCCGACGUCCUGCGCUUGGCCCAGCGCCUGGCCGCCGCGGACGCGCGCACCGAGGGACUGCGGGAGGCGCGCGUAGCCUUGCUUGUAGACAAGGGAUAUCUAGCUGCGCUAGGCCUCCUGGCCAUCUGGGCCGCUGGCGGGCUCGUCGUGCCGGUCCUUUCCUCUCUGCCACUGCCUGAACAGGCGUACCUCGUCAACACGGCCGACUGCGCGCUUAUUCUGGUAGAUAAGAAUAACCGCACACGGGCAGAGCAGCUCGUCGCGCAGAAGGAUGAGGGGGAGAGUCUCAAGAUCAUGGAGGUUGAGGUUGCGGAUUUGGUGGAGGAGGUGGGGGACGCCGCGGAUGUUCUCCAAGCUCUCGCGCCGAUCGAUGGCGAAGCCCGGGCCAUGAUGCUGUUCACCUCGGGGACUACGGGGAGGCCCAAGGGUGCAGUGACGCGCCAUUCAUCUCUCGCGGCGCAAGUAAGCAGUACGGUGCAGGCAUGGAGGUGGACUGAGAGUGACAACCUCCUCCACAUCCUCCCGCUGAACCACCUUCACGGCAUUGCAGUUGGGCUCUUGCCUACUCUCUGGGCGGGCGCAAGCGUAGAGUUGUGGGAUAAGUUUGACGCAGACAAGGUGUGGGCUCGCUGGAUCAACGGCGCUGAAAAAGCCCCGAUUACCAUGUUUUUCUUCGUCCCUACCGGCUACUCGCGCCUGAUUGCGGCACACAGGGCGAUGACGCCUGAACAGCAGGCCGAGGCCUCCGCCGCGUCUGCAAAGCUCCGCCUUCAGGUCUCCGGGUCAGCACCGCUGCCUGUCAGCGUUAAGAGUGCAUGGGAGAACGGCAUUGGCGGUGGGCAGGUCAUCCUUGAACGGUACGGGAUGACUGAGACGGGAUUGAUUGCGGGUACGGGAUGGGAGAACGAGAAGCGGGUCAAGGGCUGUGUCGGCUUCGCGUUUCCUGGCAUGGAGAUCCGUCUGUGGGACCCGGUCGAGAACGUUGUCAUUACGGGCCGCGACGUGCCAGGCGACAUCGAGGUGCGCGGCCCGCAAGUGACCAAGGAGUACUGGCGCAACCCGGAAGCGACGACCAAAGAGUUCCGUGACGGCUGGUUCCGCACCGGAGACGUGGGUAUCUACUCGGGGGCAACCGGGGAGGAAGGGAUGCUCAAGAUUCUGGGUCGCGCGAGCGUGGACAUUAUCAAGAGUGGGGGCGAGAAACUGAGCGCGGUCGAGAUUGAGCGCGCGAUCCUCGAGCUGCCAGGGAUGAAGGACGUAGCAGUCGUCGGCAUCCCGGACGAGGAGUGGGGCCAGAUUGUGGGUGCGGUCAUUGUGACGGAAGGCGAGCAGGUCGAGCUCAAGACGUUGCGAGACCAACUCCGGUCCGAGUUGGCAGCAUACAAGCUCCCGCGGAGGCUCAAGGUUUUGGAUGCUAUCCCGCGCAAUGGCAUGGGCAAGGUGCAAAAGAAGCUGAUUGUUGAGCGCGAGUUUUCUUAG
This is a messenger RNA of Cutaneotrichosporon cavernicola, 1596 nucleotides long. RefSeq lists its product as uncharacterized. The transcript is spliced from 4 exons. The record is from RefSeq and is a predicted model, not a curated record. Bases 1 to 1596 code for a protein of 531 amino acids. Gene Ontology annotation, molecular function: medium-chain fatty acid-CoA ligase activity. NCBI's taxonomy places the organism in Eukaryota, Fungi, Basidiomycota, Tremellomycetes, Trichosporonales, Trichosporonaceae. Gene Ontology annotation, biological process: fatty acid metabolic process.